Pyrus x bretschneideri (Chinese white pear) is the source of this 3619-nucleotide messenger RNA. RefSeq names its product transcription elongation regulator 1-like. Lineage: Eukaryota; Viridiplantae; Streptophyta; Magnoliopsida; Rosales; Rosaceae. The transcript is spliced from 11 exons. The record is from RefSeq and is a predicted model, not a curated record. Bases 166 to 3000 code for a protein of 944 amino acids. Gene Ontology annotation, cellular component: nucleus. Gene Ontology annotation, molecular function: ubiquitin protein ligase activity. Gene Ontology annotation, biological process: ubiquitin-dependent protein catabolic process; protein ubiquitination; mRNA processing.
CAUAGAAACGAAAUCAGAGGGCCCUCUCUCUUCCUCCUUCGUCUUCCAUUCAAUUACACAACACUUGUGCAAACCCUCGCUGCAAAUAAGCAAAAAAAGCAAAAAACGAAAAAAAUAAAUAAAUAAACAGGAAAAAGAAGGCCAAAAAUCCAAAAGGAAAUCGCCAUGGAUUCGUACCAAGCGCAGCAGCGGUACCUGAGACCGCCCCCGCCGCCGCAACCACGGGUCACGUCGGAUCCCUAUCACUACCACCACCACCAGCAGCAACCAAGGCCAGACUGGUACCCCAACCAGUACCAGUACCCACCAGCUCCACCACCACCGCCGUACACUGAACAUCUCCCUCCCCCGGGUUCUUAUCCUCCGCCCCCUCACCCUUAUCCUGCGCAACCCCCAAAUCACGCCCUCUUCCCUCCUCCCCCUCCCCCUCCUCAUCAAUCUCGCCCUCACCUGCCUCCCCCUCCGCCUCGCCCUCCUCCACCUCAUUCUUAUCAGCACGCCCAGGAGUGGGGAGCUGCUCCUCCGAGUUGGUCGAAUUACGCAGCCCCAAAUAAUCAAGAUUGGGAAGCGAAGGCUAAGGCUUGGGCAGAUGCUAGAAUGGCAGUGGAGACUCAACAUCAACAGUUGCAGUUUCCACUGGCGGGGGGAUUAGAAGAACAGAGUCAUUAUCAGGAACAGUAUCCCCACAACGGUGACCCGCACUAUUCUGGUAGUCACCAUCAGUCAUUUUCUGCAUCUAGCUAUCAACAGGUUCCAGUUUCAGGUGCUCUAACACACUACCCACCGGGAAUUCAUUCCCAGGAGACUUCAUCAAUCGGCUCUGAACUAUCUCCUUAUCUUCAUCACGCUGUUAGAGAUGGAACGCCAGCUGGGGACUCAAAUGCUCUGUUUCACCGUCAAGGAAUCUUAUCUACAAGUCCAUCUGUCCAUCAGCAGGAGGUACCUUAUAGUUAUUCUUCUGUGACAGGCAAUGAAGGGACUGCAGCUCAAGAAGGACAACAUCACAUGCAGCCAUCACAGCCCUUUCCUUUUGCCUAUGGCAGUCAGUCUGCUGAUCCAACAACCAAUCUUGCUGACCAGCCUUUAGAAUUUGCACCUGGGUUUACCUCUGAUCAUGGUCCGCACGUGCAGUCCAGCUAUACUUAUCAUGAUUCACAUGGAACUAUAAGAGGUGUCGACCCAGCGACCACAGCACCCUCCGUGAAUACCUGGCCUAGUUCUGUUGCACCUGGUGUAGGUUAUCCUCAUAAUGUUCCAGUUCCAUCAGGACUACAGCAUGAUCCCUCCAAUGCAAUACCAUCUCCUGUUCCUGGCCAUUCUCCACGUUCGUUUGGAAGUUUCCCAUCUGCUGCAUUGCCCUUUGCUCUCACUGCAGGAACCACAGUUCACCCUACUGCAGCCUUCCCUGGUGAUGCGUAUGGAGUUUCUACAGUUACUGAGCGCCCCAAAAAGGCUCCAGUGCCUAGUUGGCUUAGAGACGAAAUUAAGAAAGCAGUCAUCACAAGUUCUUCUAUGGACCAUCCUAAGGAGGAAACUCAAUCUUUUGAGGAUGAAGGUUUUGAUAGAUCUUUUGGGAAAGGUGAUCAAGCAGACAGCAAGAGCAUCGAUUCUUCUAGACCAACAGAAGAAGAGGAUGAUGAGGAUCAAGUGGAAGCUGCUAGGACUGCAGCAAUUAACCAAGAAAUAAAGCGUAUCCUAACUGAAGUUUUCUUGAAGGUUACUGAUGAGCUGUUUGAUGAAAUUGCUACAAAAGUUCUUGCUGAAGAUGAUCUGACAGUUGAAGUGGAACAGAGGACACUCAUUUCAAACCAUAAGGUAUUGCCAUCUCCGCCAGCAGUUACAACUCCCAAGGCUUCUGCAAAAGUUCUAAUUGCGGCCAAGUCUAAGGAAUAUGAGACUGGAGAUGUAAAAUCUAGUUCUACUUUACCUGGUGAUGUAUUGGGUCUUGCAAAUUAUGCUACAGAUGAUGAAGAUGGAGAUAGUGAUAUUCAGAGUUCUGGUGUGCCAAAUUCUGGGAAAGAUGCUAAGCUUCAGCAGUCAACUGUCAGAAGGCCUUCAAAUGAUAGGCAUGAUGCCACUGUAAAUGACCGUUCUUCUGUAGAGCUUCAAGAGCAUAGUAAAAAUCAGACAAUUUUGGAGAGUGGACGGGGCAAAACCAGUUCACCUGAGUCUAAUAAUAGAAACAAGAAUGAUGAUAGUAAUGGUGAUAGAAUUUUGCCAGAUGGAACUACUGCCUCUAGGUUGAAGGAUACUGUAGGGAUAUUCAAACCUGAACUACCUAAAGAAACUGUCAAGGUGAAAAACACAUCAAAAGAUGACCCACAAGUUAUGGAGUCCACGAUGAAACCUGAUAAGCAUGAUCAAGAUGAGAAUGAAAAGAGUUCUGUAAAAGAUAUCAAUAAGGAGAUAGAAAGUGGUAAGAUUAGGACAGAUGAGAAGGGUGAUGAGAAUCGUAAGGGACAUUAUCCGAGAAAGGAAAGGACAGAUGAUCGGAAUGGCUCAAAAGAAAAGGUGAAAGAGCAAAGUUUUAAGGAAUCUGAGUCAAGAAAAAGGUCUUCCCUUGCUGAUGCCAAGCAGGACAGAAGAGAAACAGAGCGACUCCAUAGGGCUAGUGCUAAAGAAGAUAAGGACCGGAAAAGAGGACGGACAAAGGAAAAGGAGGGUGAUAAAUCAAGACAUAAAUAUUCUACUGACUCAAGCAGGCACAAGGGAAGGCGCUCCUCUUCUGUUGGCAGUAGAGGAAGAAACAGCAAGGAUGAUUCAAGCGAUGAAGCUUCUGAUGAUUCUAAAAGGAAGCGCCAUUCAAGGAGACGUAAUUUAUCACCAUCACCUGUCAAGUCUAGGAGAAGACAAGUUUCGCAGUCUCCACAUAGCAAGCAUUCUCAACACAGGCAUUCUCCUUAUUCUUCUCUUGAGACGAGCAGGUAUGUUGCCAUGAAAUCGUUGUUGUGUAUUGUUUUUCAGACAUAUACAGCUAUCAAUAAGCAACUACUCAGGUGAUAUUGCCAGGCAUCUGCUUCUACAACUCUAAUCGAUCUCUGGUCUGUUUUAACUAUACUAAUUAAUAUACAGGGGAAGAAGGUCAAGAUCCAGAUCACCUGUGCGGCGGCAGAGAUGAUUGGAGGAAGGAUCCUAUAGCAAUAGAGAGCCAGAGUAAUGUUCAUUACUAGUCUGAAUGUCAGAUAAGAGCUGGAACUGAGUUUCACAGCAAAGCCAGUGCACUGUAUGCAGAUACUGCAGUUGAGUGUUGCUCCAAAUAUGAAAUCGGUGUACAUUGUCGGAUGGUUCAAUUAAGUCCCGAGGAUAAUGGCAGUAUGGCACUGCAUGCUCGACGGUUUGAAGCUGGCUGGUGGAGUAUGAGCUGAUGGUGGUUUUGUAGGAAUUAUAAUAAUCCAGUUUUGUGGCAUCACGAUUUAUAGUUGCAGAGUCUUGUGACCCAACAUAAUUUCUCUUUGUUGCUCCAAUGUUCCCACAGUGUUUGUUCAUAUCAACAUCGCUGAUUUCACCCCCUUGGUUUGUGUCUAAAGGAUCAGAAAUAUGAUGUCUUUUUAUUGUUCUACCCAGAUGAUGUGUAAUCCAUUUUUUUCCAGAAGAAAAUUAGGUCGUCGUUCAAAGACUA